GGGGUUUACCUUUCAACUAACCAGACGCUGGAGCAAAGCCGGCGCCUCGCGCUCAGAAGUUGGACUAGUGGAAACAGGUGCCCUGCGCGGCCGCCUCCGGUGCCUUUCGCUCGGGAGCGCUCGGGCUCCCACCUCUGCCGCCCCCUCGCCCCCUGCCCGGGCCGGGAGUGCGCGCGCGCUGCGCCGGGGACUGGGGCUGCGCGGGUGCAGCUCGCCCCACGCGCGUGAGAUUCCGCCUUCCCCCGGGCCCGGCGGCUACUGCUGCUGCAGCCGCCUCGCGAAGCAGCAUCUCCCCAGCGCGGAGCCGGGCGGCUUCGCCUUUUCCUUCAGCUAUUUGCAGCUCGUCAUUUCCGCCAGGCUCCCGGCCGUGCGGGAGAAGGAGACAAGCGUGGAGCUGCCCUGGAGGCGGGGGAGACGGUGGCUGAGCCCCAGCCGCAGCCCCGCGGCCGCCUGAUUAGCCGCCCGGCAGCUCACGCCCUCUGCCCUCGGAGCAGUCCGGGGAUCGCUCGGGAGCAGCGGGGGCGGGAGGCCCGAGGCGACGGAGCGUGCAGCAGCAGCAGCCGCCGCCGCCUCCCACUCCCCGCCGGGCCAGCAACAUGAAUUGAAACCCGGAGAGAGACGCAGAAGCAGAGGCAGCGAGCGGGAGAGGCGCGCGGGGCUUUGGUGGCGUCCCCUCCACUGGCGGGCUCGGGCGCUGAGGCUGGGCUGCGAGAGGCUUGCCGGGUACGGGGCGGUUGGAAAACCUACUACAGCAAAAAGCAACCUCGACCCUUCUCCCACCUCCCCCCCACCGCCGGCUCCUCGGCUGCCCGGGAGGACAAGGGGAGUGGGUCCGCGCUUCUCCUCCCGCCAAAGGGGCGGCCGAGUCCCCGAUGGCUCUCAUCAUGGAACCCGUGAGUAAAUGGUCUCCGAGUCAAGUGGUGGACUGGAUGAAAGGUCUUGAUGAUUGCCUGCAGCAGUAUAUUAAGAACUUUGAGAGAGAGAAGAUUAGUGGGGACCAGCUACUACGUAUUACUCACCAAGAACUGGAGGAUCUGGGAGUCACCCGAAUUGGCCACCAGGAGCUUAUCUUGGAAGCAGUUGACUUGCUCUGCGCAUUGAACUAUGGUUUGGAAACAGAAAAUCUAAAAACCCUUUCUCACAAGCUAAAUGCAUCCGCCAAAAAUCUGCAGAACUUUAUAACUGGGAGGAGGAGGAGUGGUCACUAUGAUGGCAGGACCAGCCGAAAAUUACCAAAUGACUUCCUGACCUCUGUGGUGGAUCUGAUUGGAGCAGCUAAAAGUCUGCUGGCUUGGUUGGACAGAUCACCUUUUGCUGCUGUGACAGAUUACUCAGUAACGAGAAAUAAUGUCAUACAGCUCUGCCUGGAAUUAACAACAAUUGUACAACAGGAUUGUACAGUAUAUGAAACGGAGAAUAAAAUUCUUCAUGUGUGUAAAACUCUCUCUGGCGUCUGUGACCACAUUAUCUCUCUCUCAUCUGAUCCUCUCGUUUCGCAGUCUGCUCACCUUGAAGUGAUCCAGCUAACAAACAUAAAACCAAGUGAAGGGCUGGGUAUGUACAUUAAAUCAACAUAUGAUGGUCUCCAUGUAAUUACUGGAACAACAGAAAAUUCACCUGCAGAUCGGUGCAAGAAAAUCCAUGCUGGAGAUGAAGUGAUUCAAGUUAACCACCAAACUGUGGUGGGGUGGCAGUUGAAAAAUUUGGUGAAUGCACUACGAGAGGAUCCGAGUGGUGUUAUCUUAACUUUGAAAAAGCGACCUCAGAGCAUGCUUACCUCAGCACCAGCUUUACUGAAAAAUAUGAGAUGGAAGCCCCUUGCUCUGCAGCCACUUAUUCCUAGAAGUCCUACAAGCAGCGUUGCUACACCAUCCAGCACUAUCAGCACACCCACUAAAAGAGACAGUUCAGCACUCCAAGAUCUCUACAUACCCCCUCCUCCGGCAGAGCCUUAUAUUCCCAGGGAUGAAAAAGGAAAUCUUCCAUGUGAUGAUAUUGGCAGACAUAUAGUGGGCAAGCCAGUUCAUAAGGGUUCCGAAUCUCCAAAUUCAUUUCUUGACCAGGAAUAUCGGAAGCGCUUUAAUGUGGUUGAAGAAGAUGCAGUCUUAUACUGCUAUGAAUAUGAGAAAGGAAGAACAGGCGGCUCUGGGAGGAGAGAGAGCACUCCAACGUAUGGCAAACUAAGACCUAUCUCUAUGCCAGUGGAAUAUAACUGGGUAGGGGAUUAUGAAGAUCCCAAUAAGAUAAAAAGAGAUAGUAGGAGAGAAAAUUCAUUACUUCGCUAUAUGAGCAAUGAGAAAAUAGCUCAAGAUGACUACAUGUUUCAAAGGAAUAGCAAAAAGGAUACAGGGAAAAAAUCCAAAAAGAAAGGAGACAAGAAUAGUAGUCCAAGUCAUUACUCCUUGCUGCCUAGUUUACAAAUGGAUUCAUUAAGACAAGAAGUCAUUGGCACACCUGGGCCAGACACCACAUACUACCAUACCUUUCAGCAGUCUUCUCUACAACAGAAAACUAAAAAGAAAAACAAAGCUCCUAUUCCUGGUAAGAGCAAAAGGCGGAUUUCCUGUAAAGAUCUGGGCCGUGGGGACUGCGAGGGCUGGCUUUGGAAAAAGAAAGAUGCCAAGAGUUAUUUCUCCCAGAAAUGGAAGAAAUAUUGGUUUGUUCUGAAGGAUACUUCUCUAUACUGGUAUAUCAAUGAGGAGGAUGAAAAAGCAGAGGGAUUCAUCAGUCUACCUGAAUUUAAAAUUGAUAGAGCCAGCGAAUGCCGGAAAAAAUAUGCAUUCAAAGCCUGCCAUCCUAAGAUCAAAAGCUUUUACUUUGCUGCUGAACAUCUAGAUGACAUGAACAGAUGGCUAAACAGAAUUAACAUGCUUGCUGCUGGCUGUGCAGAAAGAGAGAGGAUCAAACAAGAGCAAGAUUACUGGAGUGAGAGUGAUAAGGAAGAAGCAGACACUCCAUCAACACCCAAACAAGACAGUCCACCACCCCCAUAUGAUACAUACCCACGACCUCCUUCGAUGAGCUGUGCAAGCCCUUUUGUGGAACCAAAACACAGCCGACUUUCAUCUACAGAAACUUCCCAGUCACAGUCUUCGCAUGAAGAGUUCCGUCAAGAAGCAGUAGGGAGCACCACUGAAUCACCUGUACGCAAAACAGCCAGUCAGCGACGUUCCUGGCAGGAUUUAAUAGAGACGCCACUGACAAGCUCAGGACUGCACUACCUUCAGACUCUGCCUCUUGAGGAUUCAGUGUUCUCUGACUCAAUUGUAAUCUCUCCAGAACACAGGCGGCAGUCAACUCUUCCAACUCAAAAGUGCCACCUACAGGAUCACUAUGGUCCAUUUCCCUUGGUAGAGGGUGAGAGAAAGCAAGUGCUAAAUGGGAAUGGGGGCAAGCCCCGCAGUUUUACUCUGCCUCGGGAUAGUGGGUUCAACCACUGUUGUCAGAACCUUUCGGUUAGUGCCUCUGAUCACCAGGAAGAUGUACAACAGAAAAAGUUAGAUGAGGAAGAGGAAGAAGGGAAAGCAGCAGCAGAAAACCAAGAAGAUAAAAGCUAAUACACUGCGAGAGUUGAUAGAACCUCUCCAUGCCAAAUCGGAUCCUCUUCUCUUGGCACUGAACUGAUUGGACUCAGAUUGAUAAACUAAUGAUUAGAGAAUUUAGAUCGGAGAGAAUUGGCACGACGGAGACUCAACUUCAGCCUCUUGCAAGCAACCUAAUGGCCUCCGUUCAGAAAGUUUAAUUCUUCUUGAAUAACUUUGAUGUUUAUAAAAGAGAACAGACAUUUUAAAGCAUAGACAACCAAAUGUCUGGAUAUGGGGACUCCAGAAAAGUGUUAAAGGGGCAGACCUAUUACCAGUCUUUUGAAGAAUGCAUCUUUUCCACAAUGGGACUAGGCACAAAAUCAUAUCCUGUCUACAUGGAGCGCAGUUGCAGAAAAUACUGCCCCCUGCAUAGGAGAACAGAAGGGGAAGAGGGUCAUGGCAGGGGAAGGGCUCUGAUGACACACAUUUGUGUUCUGCAGACUUCAAGGAAUUAAAGAGGGAUCAGCUAUGGUAACUAUAAAAUCCUGUUGUUUUUAUGGACUUCAGUGACUUCAUUCAGGCAAAGCAGAGAAAGCUAAUAUAAUUUAAGUGUACUUCACAUAAGUGAAGGAAAUUAACUUGCUGUAUCAUACUAAAUUAAGCGUAUUCUUCCAAGUCAAGGUGUAUACCGACUAUUUGGAGACUUAAUAUAUGUUUAAUGAUUUAUAAUGAAUUAUCAGAGGGCACACUGAAACUGAUUUGGAUGACAGUGAUGGAGAAGAUACCUCAUGCUGGGAUUUAUUAGACUCCACAGAUACAAUCUACAAAUCCUCUUUAUCUUCUAGGACUUACAUGUGAGUGAUGCUGCCUCACAGAACAGGCGUCAAGUAUUCUCUGUAUAGCACUCGCACUCCAUGGGGUUGUUUUGGGGCCAGUAUUUGUCUGGAUGUCACUCAAAGUAGAUUCUGAUAUUGUUAUUUAUCAUUAUGUUCUGGCUCCCCUAUGAGUUAAUGUUUGCCUCUAUCUCUGUGAUUAGAAUGUGGAUUUUCCUUUAUAUAUUUGCUACGGGUGUAUUGUAAUAAUGUCAAUGCUAUUUACUUGAUAUUUCAUAUUAUCUUAUGGAGAGAUACUUUUAAAAAUGUAUUUUGAAAUGUUUUCUUUCUG
Messenger RNA from Mauremys reevesii (Reeves's turtle), 4688 nucleotides. RefSeq names its product connector enhancer of kinase suppressor of Ras 2 (gene CNKSR2). NCBI's taxonomy places the organism in Eukaryota, Metazoa, Chordata, Testudines, Geoemydidae. Gene Ontology annotation, cellular component: membrane; cytoplasm. The transcript has 21 exons. The record is from RefSeq and is a predicted model, not a curated record. Gene Ontology annotation, molecular function: protein binding. The coding region runs from base 873 to 3557 and encodes 894 amino acids. Gene Ontology annotation, biological process: regulation of signal transduction.